CCCCCCGCCCGGCCGCCGCCGCCAUGGAGUCGAACCGGGACGAGGCGGAGCGGUGCAUUAGCAUUGCGCUGGCCGCCGUCAAGGCCAACCAGCCCGACAAGGCCCGCCGCUUCCUGGAGAAGGCGCAGCGCUUGUAUCCCUCGCAGCGGGUCCGCGUUCUGCUUGAGUCACUCAACAAGAGCGAGCAACCCGCCAAUGGCCAGUCCCAAUCCAAGGAAUCCACAAAAACCCCUCCGUUCAGGAAAAUGAGCGGAGACUUCCCAUCAGCCAACGGAGAGGCUGGGGGGGAGGCCCCCAAGGGCUACACUCAGGACCAGCUGGAUGCAGUGAAGAGGGUAAAGCAGUGCAAAGAUUACUAUGAAAUUCUGGGAGUCAACAGAGAAGCUUCUGAUGAGGAUCUGAAGAAGGCCUACAGGAAACUAGCCCUGAAAUUCCACCCAGACAAGAACCAUGCGCCAGGGGCCACGGAGGCAUUCAAAGCCAUUGGGAAUGCGUACGCGGUGCUGAGCAACCCGGAGAAGAGGAAGCAGUACGACCAGUUCGGAGACGAGAAACUCAACCCCACCCGCCACGGGCACAGCCACGCCGACUUCCACCGCGGCUUCGAGGCCGACAUCUCCCCCGAGGACCUCUUCAACAUGUUCUUUGGGGGUGGUUUUCCCUCUAGUAAUGUUCACGUGUACAGCAAUGGCAGGAGAUACACCUACCAUCAGAGACAGGACAGGAGGGAGCACCAGGGGGAUGGUGGCCUGGGGCUGUUUGUGCAGCUGAUGCCCAUCCUCAUCCUGAUCAUCGUGUCUGCUCUCAGCCAGAUGAUGGUCUCCAGCCCACCCUACAGUUUGAGCCACAGGCUGUCUGUGGGUCACACACACAGGAGGGUCACAGAGCACUUGAAAGUCCCCUACUACGUGUCCGAGAGCUUUGCCGAGGAAUACACGGGCACGAACCUGAAGAACGUUGAGCGGAGCGUGGAGGACGACUACAUAGCAAACCUUCGGAAUAACUGCUGGAGAGAGAAGCAGCAGAAGGAAGGCUUGUUGUACCGGGCACGCUACUUCGGGGACUCGGAUCUGUACGAGCGGGCGCAGAAGAUGGGCACCCCCAGCUGUAGCAGACUGUCAGACGUCCAGGCCUCCCUGCACUGAUAGUCCCAGCCCAAGUACGAGCAGGGAACCAUAGUGCUUUGAUCACUGAGAUCCCUGAUUGAGACACAGCCCUCCAGGAGUUUCCUCGGGGUGCACACGUGCAGGCCUCCCCUCCGACGAGCGCUCCCUCGUUAAUCAGGAAUUGAUUUGGUUUCGUUUGCAUGUCGGCACCCACGGCUCUCUCCAGGCUCCCUGUUUUCUCUGGCCUCUAGGAACAGGGCAGAAUCCCUUGGUGGGGUUGGAAGUUUCUUUCCGUGCUGGGGCAUCCAGCCCCCACAUUUUAAUGAACCCUUGGUUUUGGUUGCUUUGUUGCCUGUUUUACUGGGAAAGCUGUUACCCCCUGGCACGUGAAGCCACACGGUGACAGUGAAUGGAGUCCCACCCAACAGAUGUUCCUUGCCCCCCCUUCCAUGGCCUUCCCAUUCAAGGAGAACAAAGCAAAUGUUCCCAGCAGGUUGUAGAAGUAACUUACUGAGUUAAACUGGCAAUCAGAGGAAAAGCAGCUGGUGGGGAGGCUCUGGAAGAUUUGGGGCUUGGAGAGCUUGGAUUAAGGAGAGCCCGGAUAAGGAGAGACCGGAUGUGCUGGGAGAACUGCACCAAAAUAAUGAAAAAAAAUUGCCACAGGGUUUGCAGUCCUUUUUCUGCAUAAAUUUUUGGGCUGAUUUCACUACCAGGUACUGCUGGGCUGGCUGUGCAAUGUGCAGAUCCCACUACCCCAAAAUUAUCUGAAUGCAGGAUUUCUAUGGAAAAAUCUCCUGGGUGAAGUUUGUCCCAGGUGUUGUGUGGACACCAUUCCGGCUCACAGGGACUCCUUGAAGACUGAGCUGCUUGAUUUGCAGUUUUGGGCAAUCUGAAAGUUUGACCUUUAAAGCAAAUCCUCUGGGUAUUUUUUUUUUUUUUUGUUGUACCCUGGUUUUGGAUCCAUUCUUAUCUUGAUCAGCCCGCUCUCUCAUUCGGAUGACUGCGCUCUUCUGGUUUUAAUUACCUGCUUUUCUUUCAUUCCCUCCCUGCACUCAUGGUCUGGAAAGAGCCUGGAAAAGCUGCUGCCUGUGCUGUGGGGUGGGGAAGGCAGGGGAAGUCACAGAUUGUCCGGACACUGACACCGCUGCCACUUCUGUUCCCAGAGUGUCAAAAUGCCUGAAGACUUUUGGGGAAGUGCACCAGGCCGAGGUGACAGACUUUUGCUAUUUAAAAAGAAUCAAACCUUAUCUGGAAAAUGGAAUUGGAGAAUUAGCAACGCACAACUGCCCCUCUUUCUUCUCUCUGCCCCCCUCUGACGAUUGCAGGCAGUGCUUGUGACAGGAAAUCCAGCUUUCAGUCUUCCUCCCCUCCUUCCAACACUACUGGCGUGCUCCCAGGAUCCCACAAGGAUCCCACAGCCCCUGGAACAGACACCCAGAGUGUAAAAUAACCCAAACUAACUGCAGAAGCCGUGAAGCAGGAGACCCUUCGCCGCUGCUAAUGGAGAGACAAGUGGGACAAUUUGUUGAUAAAAGAAAACACUAAAGAGAAAGAAAAGAAAAUAUAAUCUAUUUAGCAUUAAUUUAUAGCUGUAUAUAUGUUAUACUUUUAAACUAUGCAGGGGUUGGAUGAUUAAAUUAUUUUGAUUUCUGUCCAUUUUGGGGAGCAGGGCAGCGGGAAGCCUCUUCCCAGGAUGUCUCUUUCCUGCCUGGAAACCAGAAAUCCAUUUGCAGUUGCUGUGCUUUGCUCACAGGAGGACGUUCUGCGGAUGGGGACAUCCACACACCUGCUCUUGGGGUUUUGAUAAAACCAAAAUCCCAGAAGUGCAGGGGAUCCUAGAGAGCAGGGGGAGCCUGUGGCAUGGAUUUGCAGAGUUGGCAGAAGCCGCAGGGUCAGCUGAGCGCCGGCGUCGCGCUCAGGAUGGGAAGGAUUGUCCUGGAUGGAUUUUGCUCGUCAGUCUUUGGUUUUAAUUUGUGCACGUAACUCCUUUUUCUGCCGAGUCUGCUGGAAUUCUGCCUGGUAGUCAGGGCUUUCCAUGGGCCUGGCCCUUUGUUGGAGGUUUUGUGCUUGUCCCACGCUGGGGUUCCUCACCCAACCAGCCACCCACUGGGUGCAGCCCUGCCCCAGCCUUCACAUCCAUCUCGUGUUUCCCGGAGGACAUCUGGAAAAUGCCACAAAUCCACAAGGAACAAAGCAUUCUGCUGGAAGAGGUUCUGCUGGGGGAGAUCAGGGGCUGUCUGAUCUGCCCUCUGCCCCGCCAAGGGCAGGACCAGUGUGAGGCUGCUCCAGGUGAGGAGCCAUCUCCUGGAAGCGAAGCCAGCACAAGCAGAGCCACCUCCCAUGGAAUAAACUGGAUUUUAAAUUUUUUUUUCUUUUUCUUUUUUUUCUUUUUUUUUUUGCUACUCUGCAGCUCAUUUGUGUCUAAAGACAUUUCCAGUGAAAAUCGUCCCCUGGCAUGGUCAGGGGGGUGAGUUGGGAGCAUGGCAGCUCCCGGGUGGGCUGGCAGAAGUGGUUUCAUCCCGUUGUCCGUAGGAAUCCGUGCACUCUGUCUUGGCUGUUUAUUUAUUUUGUGAAAUCUCAGCCUCCCGUUGGCUGCAAGCCCUGUUAUCCCACAGCCACCAUGGCUUGGAGCUGAUUUUAAGGAGUUUUAUUUUUAUUUUUUUUGUAAUGGUUCCUCCACCUUCAGAAGAAAUUGGGUGGAAGUUGAGGAUUGGAAAUGGCGCUCAAUAGAGGCACAGGGAUGAUGGGGACGGGGUUAAACCAAAAUCCUGCUCCCAGAAGGAGCUGGAUGUGUUGCCCAAUGGCAUUGCCUGUCCAGAGCCUACCUGCCAAAGCCUUUGGGUUAUUUUUCCUGGUAGAUACCCACGGAUCUUAAGGAGGGAGAAUGGAUCCCAGUGGAUGCUCACAGAGGCUGUAUCUCUCGAUUUAGAGUUAAUUAUACAAUUGUACAUCUAUAAAUAAAUGUUUAUAACGUGAAA
Messenger RNA from Catharus ustulatus (Swainson's thrush), 4084 nucleotides. RefSeq names its product DnaJ heat shock protein family (Hsp40) member B12 (gene DNAJB12). The coding region runs from base 24 to 1145 and encodes 373 amino acids. Gene Ontology annotation, biological process: cellular response to misfolded protein. Gene Ontology annotation, cellular component: endoplasmic reticulum membrane. Gene Ontology annotation, molecular function: Hsp70 protein binding. Lineage: Eukaryota; Metazoa; Chordata; Aves; Passeriformes; Turdidae. The record is from RefSeq and is a predicted model, not a curated record. The transcript has 8 exons.